Molecule: messenger RNA, 213 nt
Organism: Sungouiella intermedia
Lineage: Eukaryota; Fungi; Ascomycota; Pichiomycetes; Serinales; Metschnikowiaceae
Source: the annotation of a GenBank genome assembly
AUGUCCACCAACUUCCAGAUUGCAAUCACUUUCUCGUUUGCGGUCACACUCCUUCUCAUGUUGGCCGCUACAAACGUGCUUCUUGUGGCCAAGGGUGACACCAACCAGUCCAACUACGUGGUUGCCAUGUAUAUGUUGGUACUUCCCGUGUGCUUGUGGUUGUCGAGAGGCUCUCUUGCACAAAGUGCCAACAAUAAGCUUGGCCAGGAUUAA